AUGCAACCCUCAACCACAUUGCGUGCUGUACAUAAACCCCUCAUUAGGUUUAUAGGCCCCAGAGCACUACUCUGGAAAGACUGCCUUGAACUAACACAUUGUCGCUUUGUUAUAGAUGCUCCUCAUCAUUCAGGACCUCAUCCUUUAACGCCUACCAAUCUUGAAAAACAUGUUGCUAAAGCCGAACCUGUCAAGCCACCAACACCUGCUGCUUCAAGCAGAGCCAAUACCUCUUCUAUUGAGUACACUCAGUUGGCAGCCAAAUAUCGUCGUGCACCUAUUUCAGAAACAGAAAUGGAGGCUAUAGAGAGUGGAGGUGCUACUUAUAUUAUUUAG
Mycotypha africana is the source of this 336-nucleotide messenger RNA. RefSeq lists its product as uncharacterized. The transcript is spliced from 3 exons. The coding region runs from base 1 to 336 and encodes 111 amino acids. Gene Ontology annotation, biological process: 2-oxoglutarate metabolic process. The record is from RefSeq and is a predicted model, not a curated record. Lineage: Eukaryota; Fungi; Mucoromycota; Mucoromycetes; Mucorales; Mycotyphaceae.